UGACUUAUUUUUGACACGGAUAUGACGUAUUGUGGCGUGAUGUUACCGGUUUUAUCAUAAUUUGUUAUAUUCUGCUUAAAAUUAAGAAAGAUAAUUAUUACUACGAUGCAUAUUAUCCCUUCUUCCACGUGCUUUUGCAAUACGGUCUAUUGUGUCUCUAUUCUACACAUCGAAUGUUUAUUAUAAAUAAACCGACCGCCUGGUAACGGGAAUCCCCGACUUGCGCACUUUGCCGGGCGGCUAAUAUCUUGUUCCGGUAAUGAUCACCGCAGAAAAAUAUAGUUCGAAAUUGUAAAUGAUUUAUGGAGUUUAUGAGAAAAUCACAUUGUGGUCACUUCAUUUAUGACUCUUAUCUAAAAUAUUGAGUGAACUCUUAAAUUUAUUGAAGGUAUCACAUUUUUCAUACUGUUGCGGAAUAAUUUUGAUAGUCUAAGCAGCUGUAAACGUAGUUCCCUAUUGAGGAAACCAUGAUCGAAUAACAAAACUUGUCAUCAUCCGAUUUUAUGGAAAAUGUGUUGUGAGAUCAGAUAGAAAUAGCAUGUAAGGAGAAGAGGAAUAUUUUGUAAACAGUGUAGCAUGGGAAAAUUCCACCCACCCCCUCCCAAACUCGAAGAAAAACUUGGAUUUAGUUGGUAUAUUAGUUGACCAAAGUCUUGGAAGUGCUGAACGUGGUAAUUCCAUAAAACUACGGACUUUUGUUCAAAAAAUAAUCAGAAAUAGCAUACAGAACGUUUAGUAAUAGUAUGCACUCUCAAGCAAGAGAGUACGAAGAAGCAUCCAGAUCUGGGAGAAAACAAAGUGCUCGCAGCAUGCAGAACAGAACGGGCAGUUCAGCUGGACCCAUGAUGGUGGGUCCCAACUUCAGAGUAGGGAAGAAAAUUGGGUGUGGGAACUUUGGAGAGUUGAGAUUGGGGAAGAAUCUAUACAACAAUGAGCAUGUAGCUGUGAAAUGUGUAAGUAUAGACCUUAAGAAAACAGUAGAGCAUUCUCAAGAACAGGGAUGUGAAUCAUUGCCCAUGUCUGCCGAGGGUAUUCCCAAUGUCUACUACUUUGGACCAAGUGCAAAAAACAAUGCAUUGGUGAUGGAAUUGCUGGGGCCAAGCUUAGAGGAUUUAUUUGACAUAUGUGACAGAAAAUUCACCCUGAAGACUGUACUAAUGAUAGCCAUACAGUUGAUUUCGAGGAUGGAAUUUGUGCAUUCAAAACACUUGAUCUACAGGGACGUGAAACCGGAGAAUUUCCUAAUAGGGAGGCAGUCAACUAACAAACAACAUAUCAUACAUAUUAUAGACUUUGGUUUAGCCAAAGAGUAUAUUGACAGUGAAACACACAAGCACAUACCGUACCGGGAACAUAAGAGUCUAACGGGUACCGCGAGGUACAUGAGCAUAAAUACACAUUUAGGAAAAGAACAAAGUCGAAGGGAUGACCUUGAGGCCCUUGGUCACAUGUUCAUGUAUUUCUUACGAGGGAGCUUACCAUGGCAGGGUCUCAAGGCGGAUACCUUGAAGGAACGCUACCAAAAAAUCGGGGAUACGAAGCGAGCAACCCCAAUUGAAGUCUUGUGUGAAAAUUUCCCAGAGGAAUUUGCUCAGUAUUUACGAUAUGUACGGCGACUGGACUUCUUUGAGACGCCUGACUACGACUACCUAAGGCGACUGUUCACAGAUCUCAUGUACCAGAAGAGUUACGAGUGCGACUGGAACUUUGACUGGGUUGGCCGGCAGUCCACACCAGUACCCAUUCCUUCACAGGACCCAAUAGGACCCUCCAAAACGAACGAGGGAGCACCAGGCAGGCAUCACCCUCAACCGAAGAAGCCCGGUGCAAAUCAAAGGGGACUAGCCUGGGGCGAAAGUUCCCGACACACCAGUAACUAUCUGGGUGCCAACCUCGCACCCGAUAGACAUGGGGGCUCAGUUCAGGUGCUGAAUUCCAACAAUGGUGACGUGAACACGGAGGAUAAUAACGAUAUGGGCCAGCACUCCACUCUGCAGCUUAGUAAAGACAGGCAGGAAGAGGACAACAGUGAAACAAAAUGCUGUUUUUUCCGUCGACGCAAGAAAAAGAAGACAACACGUUAACAAAACAUCCAUACUACAGCCAAUUAUUUUCAAGGAAAUUUUAUUAGUCUUUUAAGAGUUACAACUUUUAUAUGUUGCCAUUUUCUGGUGUAUUUCUCAUUUUAAUACUGCAAUAAAAACUCUUGUGGACUGUGACACUUGUUCUGUGAGUGAGUGCGUUUUAAACCAGCUGAAAAGGAACUGUAUGGAGAUUUUAAUGUGAACUUCGGAUGUGAACGCCAGAAUUUGUUCUGUCUUGUUAUUUGUGUUGACGUUUUACAGUACUCUUGUUAUUUAUAAUAAUUCCACUGAACUCUGUGUAUAUGGUGCGGAAGUCUUGAGACUGGUCGAGAGAAUUCGGCCGCAAAACCCUGUAGUGGAUGUAUUCAUGUAAUAUCUGCCUGCACAAAUCCUCUCGUGCUUUUCGCAGGUGCUGCUGUUUCACCCGAAGAAAAAGGCCACGGAAAAGCAAGAGACGGAAAUGACAAGCAAUGUCAGGAGGAGACGAUGUUCAUUAUAUCCCUCUACAGCCAAUCAUACAGGCUGACGUCAGAAAAGAUCAUGUGUAUCACCCUCGACUAAUACAAACCUCGACUGAAGGUGUUGUCAAUCAGUCUUUUGAGUAAAAACCAAAGACGUACAGCAUUUUUAGACCAUUCAAUGAGUGCAAGUUAUGUGUGCCAGCAAACGGAGAGAGUAGUCAAGGGUUUUCUUAUCAGGUUUUCCCUAAAAUUGAUGUUUUUUUUUGGUUUUGUUUUUUUACGUUGUAUACUUUUUUUCAAAUAUUUUAAUGGUAAUUUCAAAAUAUUUUCCCUGAUUGAUGAAACAAGAUUCUUGAGUGUUAAUCAGGUGUUAAUCGUCUCUUACUUUGCUCUGUUGUCUACUCAUAACAAAUGUGUGACUUUGAGGUACCUAAAUAGUGAAAAAUAUUAGACAUACAAGUUACAUGUAUUUCAUACCGGAAGAUGUGUUUAACUAGCAAGUUAUCGUUAACUUGAACGAGGUUAUUGUUUCUAUAAAGGGUGAUUUGCGUGUGGAUGAAAUUACUUGUUUGCAUGAUUGUCAUUCGUAUAAUGUGCCAUUUGUUUUCUCUGAGUUUUUCAUAUCUCUUCAAAAUCUGACAAGCAUUUUUAUAUACCUGUCUUGCCAGACUACAUUUUUCAGAGAUUUUAAAAAUGAAAGUAGAGAGAAAAUGCUGUAUUUGUUAGUCCUACUGCACUGACUAAUGGGACAAUACAGAGAGUGCUUGUAAACAAUGAUUUUCUUAGUGCCAAGAAGCAGAACUGUAUUCUAAGAUGGAACAAACAGUUAUUUGUUUCAUCUCUGUUUUUAUAUCGUUUUGUGGAGAAGUUUAAAAAAAAAUUCCCUCAGAAAAUGGCAGAAUGUGUAUUUUAUGCAUUGUUAGAUGUAUUGUACAUACAUAGAAUUGUUUUUCUAUAAUUUGACAAAUGAAUUCUAGUAUUAACACCUUGUUCAGCCAGAUUAUAAUAUUUGUAAUUAUGAAAGUAUGUAUAAGCUUGUUUUUGCUAGUUACAAUGAAAAAGUCUGAUCAACAGAAACUGACAAAUGGUUUUUGAGUCCUCAUGUAAGGACGUUAAUUUCAUCAUUCCAAAUAACAAAUGGGAGCCCUUUGUGAAUCUGAUUGUAGAUUUUUCUAGGUCAGAAGUAAAGGUUAACACAUGCGUCUGAUUGUAAAGUUUAAGGUCAACACACAAUUCUCUGUAAAUAUGAUGGUCAAGUUUUGUGUCGAAAAUAAAGCUCAACAAGAACAUUAAAGUUCGGGGUAAAAGCAGUGUGAAAGUAAAGCUUAACAAGAACAUUCAAGCUUGGGGUAAAAGUGGGUUUAUUGAUAUGAAAAGAAUGAAGUAUAUAUAUUAUCACAGUGGGCUUUCACAUACACAGUGUGCAAGAAAUGAGUUUUCACAAAUGAUGAAUUCUCCCAUAAAUCACAGAUAUUUCUGUAUUUUUACUGAAAUUCUAAGUUUCAGUUGAAGAAAUACUUUGAUGCCAUUUUCGUGUGAGAGCAUUUUCUCAGUGUCAAGGUUGUUUGGUCUCUAGGUUAAAUCAAGACAACUUAUAUCCGUUGUAUUGCAACAACGGUAUACUUUUUCAACUCUGAGCAGUAAUUACGAUGUGUUUUUUGCACAAAACAAUUUUUUUUUUACAUCAUAUAUAUGUAACUGUGGACAAGCUAAGCUUCAAGUUCAGAAUGCAAGAUCUCAGAAAAUGUGUCUGUGUGUGUGAUAUUGUUUUUUUUAAUCAGUAUCCAUAAUAUUUAAAGCAGGUAUAAUCAUAUGUGUUGAGGGAACGAGUGAUCUACACCAUUGUCUGAUAAAAAAAAAUAAUUAAUGUACUAUCAGAAAUAAAUUUCAAAUCUAUUGAUAA
Ostrea edulis (European flat oyster) is the source of this 4448-nucleotide messenger RNA. Its product is annotated as casein kinase I-like. Gene Ontology annotation, biological process: endocytosis; signal transduction; peptidyl-serine phosphorylation. The record is from RefSeq and is a predicted model, not a curated record. NCBI's taxonomy places the organism in Eukaryota, Metazoa, Mollusca, Bivalvia, Ostreida, Ostreidae. The transcript has 10 exons. Bases 744 to 2084 code for a protein of 446 amino acids. Gene Ontology annotation, molecular function: ATP binding; protein serine/threonine kinase activity. Gene Ontology annotation, cellular component: cytoplasm; nucleus; plasma membrane.